This is a messenger RNA of Adineta ricciae, 2643 nucleotides long. The record is from the annotation of a GenBank genome assembly. Lineage: Eukaryota; Metazoa; Rotifera; Eurotatoria; Adinetida; Adinetidae.
AUGACGGACCAUACAGUUUCCGAGCAUUUGAUUAAAACUGAUGGACACGAAUCACGCGCAGAGCAUGAUCAAGAUGGAGAAAACACACCAGAUGCGAAUGAAGAAACAACAGAUCAACUUAUCGAUGAAGAAAACGGUCAACACGAAGAUAAUUCACCACCAAAAGUUCAAUUACAACCGAUCAUUGCGCCUGAUAUGUUUCCUCCACCAGUUGUUGUUUGUGAUCAUCCUGAGAAUUAUCCUGUAUCAUAUCGAUCGAACUCGAAAAAAGAACAAUUGAUCUUGACAUUCAUUGAAAAUUUUCGUCGACAAUAUCAUCAUCUUUAUCGCGAUCGCAAACCACUUUUUUUAAAUCCAUACAAUGAAUGUGGUGUACAAAAAUUUGUUUGCACAACAGUUCAACCAACGUUACUUUCAUUUUCAACAUUAUUUCAAUGGGAUGCAGCAGCAGAAUUCGUCGCUGAUCAUCUCAACUAUGAAUUACUCGAACCACCACACGAAAUUCCUAAAACACUUUGGUCACCAACAAAAAUUCUUUUGGAUCAACGUGGUAAUUGUUUUGAUUAUGCCACUCUUCUCUGCUCAUUAUUAAUCGGUGCUGGAUACGAUGCUUACGUCGUCAGUGGUUACGCAACAAGAGAAGUUUGCUACAUGGAUACAACUCGACUGCCAAAUCCUUAUAUGAAAAAGAAAGAAGAAAAACGUGUAGAAAAAGUCAAACCUCCAUAUAAAAAAUAUACAGUUAAACCGCCCAAAGAUUUAACAUCGAAAUACGAUGCUUAUAUGCGUCAACGAAAACUGGAUCAAAUUCAAGCAGAAAAAGAUCGCAAACAAGAAGAAGAAAAUCGACGAAUUGCGGAAAUUGAAAAACCAUUACCUGAUCCACUCUAUGGUAUUCGAGUACAUGCUUGGGUCUUAGUUCUCUCCGGUAAACGUGAAGUACCCGAAGCAUUUUUUAUUGAACCAACAACAGGCUAUGGCAAAGCAACAAACGAUGUGGAGUACUUAGGUAUCGAGAGUGUUUGGAAUCAUCAAAACUAUUGGGUCAAUGUUCAAGAUUGUUCCAAUGGUUGCGAGUCACUUCAAUUCGAUUUGAAUGAUCAAGCACGAUGGGAAUUUAUGUUUACAUAUUCGGCAAAUUUACGUGGCACAUUAACAGCUACGUUAAAUACUGUAGGCAAUUCAGCAAUUCUCGAUGAAGAAGACGAGAAACCAAGUACUGAAGUCACGCAAAAGGAUAUCGAACUACCUCCAUCAUGGGUUGAUCAUCUUGUUUUAACGAAGAAAGAAUUUCAAGAGCGAUAUCCACAUUGCCGUAAAACAUAUUUCUAUAAGAAGACUCGAGUAGAAAAAUAUGCACCAUAUCAUAUGAAAGAUGGUAUUAUUCUUAAAGUAUCCGAAUUUGCUGAUUAUGACUUCAAAGACCUCAUUUAUGUUACACAAAGAUAUGCUCAUCGUCAGGAUAAACUGGAAGAACGUAGACAUGAUGUUCGAAGUAAUAUAGUCUACGAAGACUAUUUACCAGGUCGAUCUGAUCAUUUAAAAGAGCAUACAUACGGUUUUGGGCCUGAAUUUGAACGUAUAAUGAUCUAUUAUGACAAAGCACGUAUAGAUGGCUUAGCUAAACGACACGAAACUACACUUGAAUUAACAGAUUAUUUUGUUAAUCGCGAUGACUUUCUUGAAUAUCGGAAAGCUGUAUUCGAACCUCGACCGAAAAAAUUCGGUCCAGCUGAUAAGGAUACUAAUCGGCCAAUUCUUUCGAUUACCGAACAAUACGGUCGAAAUUUAGAAUUGAAUGCCAAUGACGAUGUUCGUGAAAUAGUCUAUGCGAUUAAAGAUGAGAAAUUCAUCAUUACUUAUCAUCGCGAUGAUAUUCACAUUACACCAUCGACGAGAACGUUCAUCAAACCACCUAAUUGGAAUGAUAAAACCGUAACAUUGAAAUGGAGUGAUGAUCAAUUAGAAGCUUACCAGGCUGAUGAAGAUUUCAAGCAAUUGUCGAAACGUGAUUUGUAUCAUAAAGUGCUUCAGCUGUUAGAACAAGAAGAAGAAGUUAUUCGACGCGUUCGAAAAGCCGAAGACGAAACACGUGAUCUGCAAAAUCGUCGUCAACAAGAAGAACUAUUAAGCGAUCUCGAAGUUAGUGUUUAUGACACCGAUCGAAACAAUAAAGCGAAACAAUAUCGAGAAGCAUUGGAGAAAAAAGCGAAAGAAGAAAGUGACAAAAAGAAGAUACCUGAAAUAAACUAUCUUGCACCAUUUCUUGCUGCCAUUGGUAAUCCAAGUCGAAUCAAUGCACAAAUUGCCAAUCAAUUACGUACUGCUGCGAUACGUGACUUUAAAGAACGUUCAAUUCGUAAAGCGAAUCUCAUGCAAGCACGAUAUGAAAGUGAAAUCCAGGAACUGUUUACUAAACAGCAAUGGUACCAAAAACAUCAAAUUGGUAUGACGAAAGAAGAUGAACUCGAGUACCAACGUUUAUGUCAAGAAGCACAAUUUCGUUUGCAUAUACUCGAAGAACGAUUAGAUCGACAUAGACAAUUAACAACUGAGAAGUACAUGCAAUUGGAAAAUAAACUCCAAGAAGAUCCUCGUUUGAAAGAACCAUAUAUUAUUCCAACAGAGAAAAAGAAUAGUUAA